UUUCUAUUUCGUCCAUCCCGUUUGUCUUUAGCCUCAAGCUCCAACCCUUCCGCCUUCGCCCCUCUCUCUCUCUCUCUCUCUCUCUCUCUAAAACUAUACUGUUUACUUUUGCUCUCUAUAUCUCUCUCCAACUGCUUAUCCACCAGAAAACCGAAGCGUUUUCCAAAUUCUAGCUCUGUUGUACGUAUAUAUUUGUGCUGAAUGUAUUUGCCUAGUGUAGAGAGCACCGCCAUCUCAGAUCCUCCGCUAGAUAGCACAGAAACCAAGGAAACUCCAUCCCUGAUCUGAAUAAACUAAAAACUCUGUGCUAAAGUCAAAUACUUGCCCAUAAAUCACCAGCUUCGUCCAUUCUAUGUCCAUUAUUUUCUAUUUAGCAAAUACCCUUUUCUCUUGACUCGAGGAAGAUCCCAUAUUUACCCCCCAGAAGGUUGUUUACUGCCCUGAUCUCGGUACCCAGUUAGGGGGUGCAUUUCUUGAAUCUUGUUUGCAAUUUGAGGAUUUUGUGCCACUCUUGGUAUCUUUUGAUCUGGGAAGAUUUGGUUUAUUUUGGGUUGGUCUUAGUGCAGUCUGCAAAGGCAACUCUUCGAUCUUUGUUUGUGAGAAAUCUGAUUUAAGCUCAGGUUUUGAAUUUUGGAGUUUUUUUUAUGUUCAAUAGCAAAGAUGCAACCUGAUCAGCGUAAAAAGCCCUCAGUAGAUGUCAACUUUUUCACUGAAUAUGGUGAGGGGAGCAGGUAUAGGAUUGAGGAAGUAAUUGGUAAAGGAAGCUAUGGAGUUGUUUGCUCUGCAUAUGAUACUCAUCUUGGGGAAAAAGUAGCCAUUAAGAAGAUUAAUGAUAUUUUUGAACACGUCUCUGAUGCAACACGCAUUCUUCGUGAGAUUAAACUUCUUAGACUCCUUCGCCACCCAGACAUUGUGGAAAUCAAACACAUCUUAUUGCCUCCAUCCAGAAGGGAAUUCAAAGACAUAUACGUUGUUUUUGAACUCAUGGAAUCUGAUUUGCACCAGGUUAUUAAAGCAAAUGAUGAUUUGACACCAGAACAUUAUCAGUUCUUUCUUUAUCAGCUUCUUCGUGGUUUAAAGUACAUACACACAGCAAAUGUGUUCCACCGUGAUCUAAAACCAAAAAACAUUUUAGCAAAUGCUGAUUGCAAACUCAAGAUAUGUGAUUUUGGUCUUGCGAGAGUGGCCUUUAAUGACACCCCCACUGCUAUAUUUUGGACAGACUAUGUUGCAACAAGAUGGUAUAGGGCUCCUGAAUUAUGUGGCUCCUUUUUCUCUAAGUACACACCUGCAAUAGAUAUAUGGAGCAUUGGUUGCAUAUUUGCUGAACUUUUAACUGGAAAGCCUCUCUUUCCCGGGAAAAAUGUAGUUCAUCAAUUGGACUUGAUGACUGAUAUGUUGGGAACACCAUCUCCAGAAGCCAUAGCCAGGAUAAGAAAUGAGAAAGCUCGUAGAUACUUGAACAGUAUGCGGAGGAAAAGGCCUAUACCUUUCUCUCAAAAGUUUCCAAAUGUAGAUCCCCUUGCGCUUCGCUUGCUAGAAAGAAUGCUAGCAUUUGAUCCCAAGGAUCGCCCUUCAGCUGAAGAGGCUCUUGCAGAUCCAUAUUUCAAGAACUUGGCCAGGGUUGAGAGAGAACCCUCUGCUCAACCUGUUACUAAAAUGGAAUUUGAAUUUGAAAGACGAAGGGUGACAAAGGAAGAUGUUCAAAAGCUAAUAUAUAGAGAGAUUCUUGAAUACCAUCCAAAGAUGUUGAAAGAGUACCUAGAGGGAGCAGAACCCACAGGCUUCAUGUAUCCAAGUGCUGUUGACCAAUUUAAGAAGCAAUUUGCUUACCUUGAGGAGCACCAUGCAAAUGGCGGAUCUAUUGCUCCACCUGAAAGGCAACAUACAUCACUACCUAGGCCAUGUGUAUUGCAUUCUUCUGAUAAUUCAACACAGAGUUCAGAAGAAGUCAUGAAUAAUCUUUCCAAAUUUGGCAUCAAAGAUGUUGAAAAGCUGCAGAUGGAUAGGAUAUCUGCGAUCCCUAUGACAAGAAUGCCUCUCCAAGUUCCCUCAAGUAACCAUGCAGGUGGAGCUGCGAGACCUGGGAAGGUAGGGUUGGCAUUACGGUACGGCAACUGUGGAGCAGCGGCAGCUGCUGGAGAGGCUCUUGAACAGCGCAGGGGGGUUAGAAAUCCAGCCGUUCCAACUCAGGCUGCUGUUUCUAGCUCUUCAUAUCCGAGAAGAAACCCAGGCUGUAAAGAUGAGAGGGGAGAAGGAGUUGAUGGAUCCAACGGGCUGCAGCCAAAGCCUCAGUAUAUGGCAAGGAAAGUGGCUGCAGCUCAAGGAGGAUCUGGAACCCAGUGGUAUUGAUCCCUUUAUCUGUCAUGCUUGCAAGUUCUGGAGUAUCCGGCUGCCCGAGUUCCUUAUUGCCUCUGCUUAUUGCUAAUGACAUCCGAACCUAAUUCUGUCUCUUCAAGUGCAAGUGGAGAUUCGGCAAAGAGCAAUGCGUCGAACUCUUGUUGACAAAUGAGAUAGGUGCAAGCUGUUUCUGGUUCGAAGGCGAGAAGGGUUUGCAUAGAUUGCUUCCCAUGACUGCUCUUCCAACUCCCAAGAGUUGCGAGGAUGUGAAGGUAUGAAGUCAGAAGAAAAUGAGACUGAUAUCCUAACUUAAAUAGUCCUUUCUGUUGUUUCCUUUACAUUCUUUGCAAGCAAAUUGUAAGCUAUGUUGUGUUCCUUGAAAGUAUUUGACUAGAAAUUUAAAUCAGCCCAUCUAAUUUAUAUAGUUGGAAAGGGCCUUUGUUAUCACUCUCCAUUCCUUGUAUCAAUUGUAAUUUAGUAGUCGCACAUGCUGUGCAGCAAUCUCACUUAGUUGUCAAAAAAUUAGCCAAACUAAUACAACUUCUGGCUUGUCUGGGUAUUGUUGAAACCUUGUUUGAGCUUGAAGCUCAAAUUUGAUUUCUGAACUUGGCUUGUUAUCGCGAU
This is a messenger RNA of Diospyros lotus (date-plum), 2964 nucleotides long. Its product is annotated as mitogen-activated protein kinase 15. Gene Ontology annotation, biological process: protein phosphorylation; intracellular signal transduction. The transcript has 10 exons. Bases 661 to 2352 code for a protein of 563 amino acids. Gene Ontology annotation, cellular component: cytoplasm; nucleus. NCBI's taxonomy places the organism in Eukaryota, Viridiplantae, Streptophyta, Magnoliopsida, Ericales, Ebenaceae. The record is from RefSeq and is a predicted model, not a curated record. Gene Ontology annotation, molecular function: MAP kinase activity; ATP binding.